Messenger RNA from Thermochaetoides thermophila DSM 1495, 1797 nucleotides. RefSeq lists its product as uncharacterized. The transcript is spliced from 4 exons. Lineage: Eukaryota; Fungi; Ascomycota; Sordariomycetes; Sordariales; Chaetomiaceae. The coding region runs from base 1 to 1797 and encodes 598 amino acids. Gene Ontology annotation, cellular component: cell division site; plasma membrane; growing cell tip. The record is from RefSeq and is a predicted model, not a curated record.
AUGUUGCGCCCGGCAACACCUUUGACAGUGCUGCUCUCCGCGGCCUUCAUCCUUCUCUUGCUCGCCGUUCUCUCGACUCCCAUCAUUCCACCUGUCCCUCUAGGUCAUUUCAAUGGCUUCAACCUUGGCGUGUUUGGCUGGUGCGGCCCAGAUGGCUGCACCGACAUCCAAGUUGGUUAUGAUGUUGGUGAUGAACUCCUCAAUUCCACGGACUUUCAGCUCCCCGCGUCGACCCGAUCGACCCUUACAUACCUUCUCAUCGUCCAUCCCGUGGCCGCCGUGAUCACUUUGAUCAUGCUAGUUCUUGCUGUCAUCGCUCACUUCCACAAGGCUGCCCACUCGGCUGGGUUUUUGCUCGUCCUGUUCUUGGUUGGCAUCGUCGACUUCCUCGUCUGCCUGCUCUGCUUCCUCGUCGACGUCCUUGUCUUCGUGCCCCACAUCGCCUGGGGCUCAUAUGUGGUACUCGCUGCCACCAUCCUCGUCGCGCUCAGUGGCCUGGUUUCCUGCGCUAUGCGUAGAACGGUUGUCGGCAGGAAAGCAAGGGCUAAGCGCAUUGCUCAGAAUGCCGAGAUGAGCGGCGAGAACUACUAUAGGCGCCAGGCCCAGGCAGCGACUCUCCCUGUUACUGCGGCAGCUCUUGAGCCGACACUGCCUGUAGUUAGCGGUGCUAAUGGCGGCCCCGACAGCCUCCCGCAAUUCGCGUCUUUCGAAAAGAAGGAUGACCGCGUUAGCGACGAGAGGAUUCCUUUAACCUCCCGAAGCCCUUCGAACGACCAACCUCCUGCUGCCUUUCCCUCCGAUCAAGGCUCUACAACCUACGUAAACGAUCCAACUAACCCCUCUGACAUUCCUAUGCGCUCAAUGUCUACCACUCCCAGCAUCCGGAGUGGCUAUGGAAGCCCGCCGCCCCCACAGGACGGCUAUCCGAUGAGAACGCCAUCCUACGAUAGGAUGAACACCCCUCCAGUGCGAGGAGGCUAUCGCGGCCGCGGUGGCUAUCCCGGUCCCGGGAGAGGUGGCUACAACGGCUAUGGCCCGCCGCCGUCGGGUCGUGGAGGAUACGGCCCUCCUGGUAGGGGCGGGUACGGACCCCCACCGGGCAACAGAGGAGGGUAUGGCUCGCCGCCGCGUGGCGGCUACGGGGGACCGGGCAUGCGGGGACGUGGUGGUCCUCCUCCGCCAGGCUAUCCGGGCCCUCAGGGCUCCUUUGACCGGCGUCCAUCCGCCGGAUCCUAUAAUCCAGGACCUGGAUCUUUCGGCCCCAUGCCUAUGCGGGCAUCGCCUGCCCCGAUGGGCGGUCCUGGCUACACGAACCGCUCAGGUUCCAACGCCUCUAACGGCGGCUACACGCCAUACAGCCCCGACAACGAUGACCUUCCUAGGGCAGAGUCGCCGCCGCCUAUGCCGGGACUUGAUGACAACAUCCCUCCGCCACUUGGGCCUGCUGAACUGGACGGCACGCCCAGCAGUAACCUGCCACAGGGGUCUCAAAGCGGGCCUGGGCAGUACGGCACACGCGAUAAUGAUGCUGGGUUGCCAACUCCUCAGCCACCCAGGCCUAUUGAUCGCCACAUGAGCGGCGCAAGUAGAUACAGCGAGGAUGACCCGCCGCCGCAACCAUCGUCGACGGUCCCGCCAGCCGGUGAGUACUACGAGGAUGUCGACCCCCGUUUUGCGGAUCCUUCUCCCCCUCCUCCUGCAGAUAUAAUUAUCCCUAUGCCCCCAGGAGUCCGUACGGUGGCCCCGGAGGAGCUUAAGAGGCCUGGUUCCAAUCUGGACGCAGAGAAGCGAAAAUAA